Molecule: messenger RNA, 2140 nt
Organism: Scylla paramamosain (green mud crab)
Lineage: Eukaryota; Metazoa; Arthropoda; Malacostraca; Decapoda; Portunidae
Product: tubulin beta chain-like
Exons: 9
Coding region: 137-1510 (457 amino acids)
Biological process (GO): mitotic cell cycle; microtubule cytoskeleton organization
Cellular component (GO): microtubule; cytoplasm
Molecular function (GO): GTPase activity; GTP binding; structural constituent of cytoskeleton
Source: RefSeq, a predicted model, not a curated record
CUCACCCCCACACACACACACACACACACACGGGGGUAGCCUAACUCUCCCCUCAGUCUGCCCGGGCGAGUUGAGGGAGUUACAUACAUUCCUUCUCCUCCUGUUCUUCUCUCCCUCCUUCCUCCAGCGCUCCACCAUGAGGGAAAUUGUGCACCUCCAGGCUGGCCAGUGUGGCAACCAGAUUGGAUCAAAGUUCUGGGAGGUGAUCAGUGACGAGCAUGGUAUUGACCCUGUUGGCCAGUUUGUGCUGGGGGACACUAACAGCCCCAUGCAGCUGGAGAGGAUCAAUGUGUACUACAACGAGGCCUCUGGGGGGCGGUACGUGCCUAGAGCCGUGUUGGUGGACCUGGAGCCCGGCACGAUGGAGGCAGUGCGUUCAGGCCCCAUUGGACGAAUAUUUAGGCCUGACAACUUCGUGUUUGGCCAGAGUGGUGCAGGGAACAACUGGGCGAAGGGGCACUAUACUGAAGGCGCCGAGUUGGUGGACGCCGUGAUGGACGUGAUGAGGAAGGAGGCUGAGAAUUGUGACUGCCUCCAGGGGUUCCAGCUCACCCACUCCCUCGGGGGCGGCACAGGGUCAGGCAUGGGCACGCUGCUUAUCUCCAAAAUACGCGAGGAGUACCCAGACAGAAUCAUGAACUCCUUCUCUGUCAUUCCCAGCCCAAAGGUUUCCGACACCGUGGUGGAACCGUACAACGCCACCCUAUCCGUGCACCAGCUGGUAGAGAACACUGACGACACCUUCUGCAUCGACAACGAAGCUCUCUAUGACAUCUGCUUCAGGACGCUUAAGCUCUCCUCGCCUUCCUACGGGGACCUGAACCAUCUUGUGUCUGUCACCAUGUCCGGCGUCACCACGUGCCUGAGGUUCCCGGGACAACUGAACGCUGACUUGCGCAAGCUGGCCGUGAACAUGGUGCCCUUCCCUCGCUUGCACUUCUUCAUGCCUGGGUUUGCGCCGCUCACCUCCAGAGGGUCACAAGACUACCGCGCCCUCACAGUACCAGAACUCACACAGCAGAUGUUUGACAGCAAGAAUAUGAUGACUGCUUGUGAUCCCCGCCACGGCCGCUACCUCACUGUGGCCGCGAUAUUCAGAGGCAAGAUGUCCAUGAAGGAGGUGGACGAGCAGAUGUUGUCUGUGCAAAACAAGAACUCCGGGUACUUCGUGGAGUGGAUCCCCAACAACGUGAAGGUGGCGGUGUGUGACAUCCCUCCCAAGGGCCUCAAGAUGUCUGCCACCUUCAUUGGUAACUCUACCUCCAUCCAGGAGAUUUUCAAGCGCAUUUCUGAGCAGUUCACGGCAAUGUUCCGGCGCAAGGCUUUCCUGCACUGGUACACGGGGGAGGGCAUGGACGAGAUGGAGUUCACGGAGGCGGAGAGCAACAUGAAUGACCUGGUGAGCGAGUACCAGCAGUACCAGGAGGCCUCUGCUGAUGAUGACGAUUAUGUGGACGAGGAGGGACUCGGGCCAGAAGAAGAGGCGGUGAUGGAAGAACAGCCACAAUAAACUCAUACGAAUUAACACACACACACACACACACACACACACACACACACGCAUUGGUUUUGUAACUCGUAAACGCCACAAAGGAUGUUCUAAUCAUUAACACGAACAGGAAAGCAACAAGUGAUAAUAGAGAAAAUGAUAAACGAAAAAUCAACAAGCAUUUUUCCUUAAGAUAAAGAUUUGAUACGAGUUUAUCAAAACGAACCAUUUUAUUUUUAAUUUAUUUGCUUUGAGUUAUAUGAAUGGUUUGUUUUACGCGUAUUUUUAUUGUUAUUAUUUAUUUAUUCAUUUAUUAUUAUUAUUAUUAUUAUUAUUAUUAUUAUUACUUUACAUUGUUUUUAUAUUCUAGUCACUAAAGUAAUUUUGUACUAAGUAAAACUCAAAGUUCCUGGUAAAUAAGGAAUGAAAAAUUGCUUUAAUAUAUUCUUAAUUAUUUAUUUUCUCCUUUUUUUUUAUUCAUUUCAAUUUUUUAUUCUUUUUUUCAAGUUUGUACAUAUUGAUAAAGAACAAAGUAAUUUCACACUGCCUUGAGAAUUAAAUGAAGUCUCUAUCGAACGCAUAAUUUUUGUUCUCCUGACUAGAAUAGUUAUUAUUUUGUUAAUUUACAAUAAAAAAAGGAGUAUCGUAUGC